Periophthalmus magnuspinnatus is the source of this 6339-nucleotide messenger RNA. Its product is annotated as claspin. NCBI's taxonomy places the organism in Eukaryota, Metazoa, Chordata, Actinopteri, Gobiiformes, Gobiidae. The transcript has 37 exons. Gene Ontology annotation, molecular function: anaphase-promoting complex binding. The coding region runs from base 215 to 6178 and encodes 1987 amino acids. The record is from RefSeq and is a predicted model, not a curated record. Gene Ontology annotation, biological process: mitotic G2 DNA damage checkpoint signaling; mitotic DNA replication checkpoint signaling; activation of protein kinase activity.
GCGCGAAAUCUCAAAGCCUGCAUUAGUUUGUGGAAGAGGCGGGAGGACGAGCUAUAACCCGAUAAACAUCGUGUGAAUGCGCUUUGGGAGAUUAAAAUCACAUUAACCACACGGACGUUUAAUUCCUAACAUCUGUAGUGGAUGUAAGAAGAUAGGAAAACGCCGGUAAAGUGUGUGUUUUUCGCUAAAACCGGAGCGAAUCGGGCAGACAAAGAUGAGCCUGGAGGUUUCUCAACAACAGGUGGAGGUUGUUCCUGCAGCGGCACAGACUGUAGCUGAGAGCGACUCUGACAGUGGGAUGGGGUCUCCGGCCGAAGAGAUGGUCCCAGAGAUGACACAGAAAACACAGGAGCAGCCAGCAGAUUCUGAAGAGGACGAGGACAUUGGCGCUCACAGAAAACCGCGUCGUCAGGCCUUAAGAGACAGCGACAGUGAAGAGGAGACUCCAGACUCCAGUGUUCAAAUGGCCGAAGCUCUGAUGCUCUCUGCCUCGAGUGACGAGGACAACAUGGAGACCGGAGGGAGGGAUGAAAUGAAAGAGAAAAGUGUGAAGAAAAGGCACAGAAUCAACCGCGCUCCUGUGGACAGCGAAGACGAGGAGGAGACUGAGGGGGGUAGCAUUGAGGCCAAACCCAAGAAGGACAAAAAUAAACGAGACAAAAGUCAGAGGCACAAAGAGAAGAAGGAGAAGAGAAGUAAAGCUGUGGAGAAAGUGAAGAAGAAGAGAAGGGAGAGAGGGACAGAGGAGGAUGAGGAGGCGCUAUCUCAGCCCCGUCUGAAUGACAGUGGGUUUCCUCUGGGAGACACGGAACUGUUUGACACCGGGCUCAAUGAAGACGAGGAGGAGGAGUCUCUAGAUGCCAUCAGAGCUGCUGCCAAGAGCAAGCUCAAAAAACACAAGGAAUCCUGUUUUCUUGAUGAAGUGGAGGGAGAGAAAGAGGAGGGGUCAACGGAGAAGCCCCACAGAGUGGAGCGAAAGGCAGCGCGUGCGAGUAAAGACGCCAUGAGGCAGCUCCACAGUGAGUCCCAGAGGCUCGUCAGAGAGUCCACCCUGGGUUUGCCGUACCACAUCCCUGAACCUAAAACCAUAGACCAGUUUUUUAAGAAGAGAGCCCGACCUGAGGGACCAGCUAUGGCUCUGCUAAAAUCUACUAAAUAUUCUGCCAUGAUGUUGGACCCUCCUCCUCCCACAUCUGAACCAGUCCAAACCUCCACUGACCUUCACCCCUCAAACCCAAAUUUAGACCUGCCCCAGCCCAGCGCCACCUCCUCUCCACAAAAAGACACUCUCUCUCAGCCACAAGAACAUCCAAUGCCCCCCUCAACAGCCUCCACAGCCAGCCUGGAGGAAGACCAAGCAUCCACACCUAUGCUUUUUCUUUCGGAGAGCUUACAAGAAGAUGUUAAAACUGCAGAGGAAGAAGCGAAUGAAAGUCAAAAUAAUGCAAUAUCGAUAUCGUUGGUUGGGGAGAGGGAGGUUUUGAUGGAGGCUUGUGUGGAGGAGGGGAAGAAGGAUGAGACGGUGGAAGUGAAGCCCAAAAAGGAUAAGCUGACGCGGUUAAGAGAGCUGGGCCUGGAGCCUCCUCCUGUGGUCAAACUGUGUCCAGACGAAGGAGCGUUUGUGCAUCUGGAUCCACCUCAACCAAACUCUGGUGUGGAGCUGUUGAAGGCGCGUUACCUGCGUCAUGUCAAAGCUCCGGUGCAGCCUAAGAAAGAGUGCCCCCUGCAGGUGAACAUUGUGAGGAAGGAGAUUAGGGCAUCAGGGAAAGAGGAGCUGCUCUCGGAGACGGUGACUGUAACAGUGAAGGAGGCAGAGGAAAAGCCAACUCCCUCCAAACCAGGAGUGAAGCUGUUGUCUCUUAAGGAGCGUCUGCAGAUGGCGAUGGCCCAGAGGAGGAAAGAGGAGAGAGCCAGAAAAGCAGAACUGAACCGACUGGACAACGAAGAGGACGCAGAAGACGAGGAGGAAGAGGAGGAGAUGACCGACUCAGAGGAAGAGGGAGUGGAUGACCUGUUGGGGGGAGAUGAUGGAGCGGAAGAGGAGGAGGGGGAGGAUGGGAGUGUGGUGCCCAGCAUCAGGAGCCAGUCUCCAUCUGGUCUGUGCAGAGCUCCACCGACUCCUGAGCUCCUCAACACCGACGGAACUCUGCUGCUGUUCCCUGGAAACUCCUGCUCACGAACCGGUGAUGGUUUCAGAAGACCAGGUGUCUCUGGACAAGACAGCAGCAGUAAAAUCGAGGAGGAGGACUCUUCGUCUCUGAUGAAGGACAGUAGUCACAACAGCAGUUUUGAGCUUCCUGGUUCGAUGCUCACAUCGUAUCAGCCUGUGAACCGCAGCGCCCCCAGAGGCCUGUGCACAUCAGUGUUCCGAUCGCCCUCGCCCUCUCCGUUCAGACCCAGCUUCCUCGGUUCUGCAUCUAAAAGUUCCGGUAAACUGUCAGAGCCCUCCUUGUGUUUACCUGUUGAGGACUCCCAGGACCUAUAUGCGCCGCCCUCCCCUGAUACUGACUCAGGCCCACUCGGAGGUGAGUUGUCUGGGCCAAAUCUGUGCGGAGGGUCCCUGGGUCGCUUCUCCCUGGAUGACGAACCGCACUCGCAGCUGCUGGACGCUGACGGAUUCCUAAACGUCGGCCCCCGAGUCGGCGCGCCACGAUCCCACAAACGACAACUGAUCCUCGGAAGUCUGGAUGAGAAUGCCAUGGAUGCCAACAUGGGGGAGCUAAUGGGGUUGUGUUCAGGGACGUUUGCAGGAGAAGAGGAGGAGGACAGAUUGGGAGAAGGAGGAGAGGAUGAACUCAUGGGGCUGUGUUCAGGGGCCUUCCCGCAAACGCAGGCUGAAGACGGAGAGGUGAAAUCGGGCAAAAAGGAGGAGAGCGAAGAGGGGGAGAUGGAGCAACUCUUGGGUCUCUGCUCUGGAAAGUUCCCCAGUCAAAGUCCCCAGAAAGCAUCACCAGACAAAAACAGCGUCGACAAACCAGAACAGAAGCAAGAAGAUGAAGAAGAAGAGGAAAAUUAUGAGUUCAAGUUUCUGUCUGAUGAAGAGAGUCAAACCGGCAAGAACGAUGAAGAGGAGGAGGAUGGAGAUGGAGAGAGCAGCAGCAGCAGCGGAGGAGAGGAGGAGGAGGAGGAAGAGGAGGAUGAGAACCAUGAGGUGGAGGAGGAGGAGAUGGAGGCCGUGUUUGCUCCAAAGACAUCCAAAAAAAAGAAAAAAAUGCGGUUGGCGGAUUACUUGGAAUCGGAGGCGGAGCUCUCGGGGUCAGACAAGGGCAGUGAUGAUGAGGAUGAUGGAGAAGGAAGUGAAUAUGAAGAGGAAGAGCUACUAGAGGAACUGCCCUCAGACGAAGAGCUUCAAGACCAAGUCAACAAGAUUCACAUGAAGCGAGUGAUGGACGAUGACAAGCGCAGACUGAGGCUGUAUCAGGAGAGGUACUUAGCCCACGGAGACCUGCACUCGGACGGGCCGGGACGAGCUCGCCGCUUCAAGUGGAAAAACAUCGACGAUGGUUUCCUGAUGGACCGAGAGGGAGCAGAGGGAGGAGAGGAAGAGGGGGAGGAUGAAGAUGUGGAUCAGAGUGAAGUCCAGAGACAACGAGAGAGACUGGAGAGAGAACAGUGGCUCCGAGAACAGUCUGAGCAGAAAUCCAAAGGGAAACCGGCUGAUAUGGACGCAGAGGAGGAGAAGUUUGGAGAUGAGGAGAGUCGCUUCAUGAAACUGGCUAAAAAACUCACAAAGAAGAAACUGGAGAGAAAAGGUGCAUUUGAUUUGAUCCCUAAGAAAGAGUGCCCCCUGCAGGUGAACAUUGUGAGGAAGGAGAUUAGGGCAUCAGGGAAAGAGGAGCUGCUCUCGGAGACGGUGACUGUAACAGUGAAAGAGGCAGAGGAAAAGCCAACUCCCUCCAAACCAGGAGUGAAGCUGUUGUCUCUUAAGGAGCGUCUGCAGAUGGCGAUGGCCCAGAGGAGGAAAGAGGAGAGAGCCAGAAAAGCAGAACUGAACCGACUGGACAACGAAGAGGACGCAGAAGACGAGGAGGAAGAGGAGGAGAUGACCGACUCGGAGGAAGAGGGAGUGGAUGACCUGUUGGGGGGAGAUGAUGGAGCGGAAGAGGAGGAGGGGGAGGAUGGGAGUGUGGUGCCCAGCAUCAGGAGCCAGUCUCCAUCUGGUCUGUGCAGAGCUCCACUGACUCCUGAGCUCCUCAACACCGACGGAACUCUGCUGCUGUUCCCUGGAAACUCCUGCUCACGAACCGGUGAUGGUUUCAGAAGACCAGGUGUCUCUGGACAAGACAGCAGCAGUAAAAUCGAGGAGGAGGACUCUUCGUCUCUGAUGAAGGACAGUAGUCACAACAGCAGUUUUGAGCUUCCUGGUUCGAUGCUCACAUCUUAUCAGCCUGUGAACCGCAGCGCCCCCAGAGGCCUGUGCACAUCAGUGUUCCGAUCGCCCUCACCCUCUCCGUUCAGACCCAGCUUCCUCGGUUCUGCAUCUAAAAGUUCCGGUAAACUGUCAGAGCCCUCCUUGUGUUUACCUGUUGAGGACUCCCAGGACCUAUAUGCGCCGCCCUCCCCUGAUACUGACUCAGGCCCACUCGGAGGUGAGUUGUCUGGGCCAAAUCUGUGCGGAGGGUCCCUGGGUCGCUUCUCCCUGGAUGACGAACCGCACUCGCAGCUGCUGGACGCUGACGGAUUCCUAAACGUCGGCCCCCGAGUCGGCGCGCCACGAUCCCACAAACGACAACUGAUCCUCGGAAGUCUGGAUGAGAAUGCCAUGGAUGCCAACAUGGGGGAGCUAAUGGGGUUGUGUUCAGGGACGUUUGCAGGAGAAGAGGAGGAGGACAGAUUGGGAGAAGGAGGAGAGGAUGAACUCAUGGGGCUGUGUUCAGGGGCCUUCCCGCAAACGCAGGCUGAAGACGGAGAGGUGAAAUCGGGCAAAAAGGAGGAGAGCGAAGAGGGGGAGAUGGAGCAACUCUUGGGUCUCUGCUCUGGAAAGUUCCCCAGUCAAAGUCCCCAGAAAGCAUCACCAGACAAAAACAGCGUCGACAAACCAGAACAGAAGCAAGAAGAUGAAGAAGAAGAGGAAAAUUAUGAGUUCAAGUUUCUGUCUGAUGAAGAGAGUCAAACCGGCAAGAACGAUGAAGAGGAGGAGGAUGGAGAUGGAGAGAGCAGCAGCAGCAGCGGAGGAGAGGAGGAGGAGGAGGAAGAGGAGGAUGAGAACCAUGAGGUGGAGGAGGAGGAGAUGGAGGCCGUGUUUGCUCCAAAGACAUCCAAAAAAAAGAAAAAAAUGCGGUUGGCGGAUUACUUGGAAUCGGAGGCGGAGCUCUCGGGGUCAGACAAGGGCAGUGAUGAUGAGGAUGAUGGAGAAGGAAGUGAAUAUGAAGAGGAAGAGCUACUAGAGGAACUGCCCUCAGACGAAGAGCUUCAAGACCAAGUCAACAAGAUUCACAUGAAGCGAGUGAUGGACGAUGACAAGCGCAGACUGAGGCUGUAUCAGGAGAGGUACUUAGCCCACGGAGACCUGCACUCGGACGGGCCGGGACGAGCUCGCCGCUUCAAGUGGAAAAACAUCGACGAUGGUUUCCUGAUGGACCGAGAGGGAGCAGAGGGAGGAGAGGAAGAGGGGGAGGAUGAAGAUGUGGAUCAGAGUGAAGUCCAGAGACAACGAGAGAGACUGGAGAGAGAACAGUGGCUCCGAGAACAGUCUGAGCAGAAAUCCAAAGGGAAACCGGCUGAUAUGGACGCAGAGGAGGAGAAGUUUGGAGAUGAGGAGAGUCGCUUCAUGAAACUGGCUAAAAAACUCACAAAGAAGAAACUGGAGAGAAAAGAGCCCCCAGUGGUCGCCCCAGCUGAGAAAAAGUCCACUGUUGCCUUAAAUCCUUUCCAGACACCAACACAGAACCUACAGGUGAAGAGGGGCUCUCUGCUCAGCCAGCCCCAGUCCAUGCUCCACAAACUUGCCUCCAUCUCAGAAGGAAACCCUUUGGCUCCAAGGAACUCCAGAGGAUUCCUGUUCCAGACUCUGUCUCCAGAGAAGGAUGGAUCUACAGAUGACAAGAAACAGGUGAAGAAGCGCAGCGCGUCCAACAGUUUGAACUCGGCAUCUAAAAGAAUUUGUCGAGAAAACAAGCCGCCGCCUUCCUCCUCUCAUGGAUCUCAGAGAAGCGUCUUCAGUUUCUUGGGACACUGACACAAACCCACUGACCCACCAUUGUUGCCUGGUUUAAUCUCUACAUAAAAUUUAAUAGAAAAUACACAAGAGAUGUUUUUAUUUCAAGUCGACAUUUCAUUGUAGUUCAGUCUUCAUUUGAACUAAAAUCAUCUGGAGCUUCUGAAUGAAUUGGCCCUGAU